GCCCCGCGCGGCGGCAACGCGAAGAGAGGAGCGGCAACAUGGCGGCUUCGGGAGCUGGUGACCCUCUGGAUGCUAAGCGUGGAGAGGCCCCUUUCGCUCAGCGUAUCGACCCGACGCGGGAGAAGCUGACAUCCGAGCAACUGUAUUCCAUGCGGCGGGCGCAGCUUGCCCAGUGGCAGAAGGUCCUACCGCAGCGGCGGACCCGGAACAUCGUGACCGGCCUAGGCAUCGGGGCCCUGGUGUUAGCUAUUUAUGGUUACACUAUCUACUCGAUCUCCCAGGAGCGUUUCCUAGAUGAGCUAGAAGACGAGGCCAAAGCUGCCCGAGCCCGAGCUCUGGCGAGGGCAUCAGGAUCCUAAUCUGGAUGGGUAUUGAUCAUGUCCAACCUGCUGGAGCCCCUUCACAUGGUGGAUGAUGCCCCAUGACCCUGUAGAAAUUGAAUCCUGCUCACAACAUUGUUGGCCUUCUUACUAACCUUGGGCCAUGAUUGAUCCCAAGAAACCAGGGACUUAAGCAUUUGGCUACUGUCAAAAGAACAGAACUUUGCCCACUGCACACUUGCUGUGUACAAUGACAGCCCUUUCUUGUAGUUUGUUUCCUUGAGAGAUGUGCGUGCGACUGUGGCUUUUCCCAAUGUUUCUGACUUUGUGGUUUACCCCCUUCACCUUCCAGGCAUGCGAUUGUUACGAGGUUAGGCGUGGCAGCUCUGUACAGUGUUUGAGCCGAAAGUGGUAUAGAUAGGGUCAAAUUGAGAUAAUAAACUGAGUCAUUCUCCUGGA
Molecule: messenger RNA, 779 nt
Organism: Mandrillus leucophaeus (drill)
Lineage: Eukaryota; Metazoa; Chordata; Mammalia; Primates; Cercopithecidae
Product: cytochrome c oxidase assembly factor 3 homolog, mitochondrial
Exons: 2
Coding region: 39-359 (106 amino acids)
Biological process (GO): mitochondrial respiratory chain complex IV assembly
Cellular component (GO): mitochondrial inner membrane
Source: RefSeq, a predicted model, not a curated record